This is a messenger RNA of Closterium sp. Naga37s-1, 660 nucleotides long. NCBI's taxonomy places the organism in Eukaryota, Viridiplantae, Streptophyta, Zygnematophyceae, Desmidiales, Closteriaceae. The record is from the annotation of a GenBank genome assembly.
AUGUGCUCCAGGGCCUUUCUCAGGCACAGAGCAGCUGCAGAAGCCACUGACAACAAGCCCUCCUCCUCCUCCUCCUCCUCGGACACAGAGCAGCUGCAGCUGCAGCUGGCUGGAGCCAUUCCGGACACAGAGCAGCUGCAGCUGCAGCUGGCUGGAGCCAUUCCGGACACAGAGCAGCUGCAGCUGCAGCUGGCUGGAGCCAUUCCGGACACAGAGCAGCUGCAGCUGCAGCUGGCUGGAGCCAUUUCGGACACAGAGCAGCUGCAGCUGCAGCUGGCUGGAGCCAUUCCGGACACAGAGCAGCUGCAGCUGCAGCUGGCUGGAGCCAUUCCGGACACAGAGCAGCUGCAGCUGCAGCUGGCUGGAGCCAUUCCGGACACAGAGCAGCUGCAGCUGCAGCUGGCUGGAGCCAUUCCGGACACAGAGCAGCUGCAGCUGCAGCUGGCUGGAGCCAUUCCGGACACAGAGCAGCUGCAGCUGCAGCUGGCUGGAGCCAUUCCGGACACAGAGCAGCUGCAGCUGCAGGCUGCAGCUGGCUGGAGCCAUUCCGGACACAGAGCAGCUGCAGCUGCAGCUGGCUGGAGCCAUUCCGGACACAGAGCAGCUACAGAAACGGAAUCAAGCCUGCAGCACGAAGGGGGGGAGAUGGCGGGCGAGUGA